Peromyscus californicus insignis is the source of this 9114-nucleotide messenger RNA. RefSeq names its product nuclear prelamin A recognition factor (gene Narf). Bases 1251 to 2732 code for a protein of 493 amino acids. Gene Ontology annotation, cellular component: lamin filament. The record is from RefSeq and is a predicted model, not a curated record. The transcript has 11 exons. NCBI's taxonomy places the organism in Eukaryota, Metazoa, Chordata, Mammalia, Rodentia, Cricetidae. Gene Ontology annotation, molecular function: lamin binding.
AACUGCUUGCAUUUUGCUUUCGGAAUGAGGGGAGUAAAACAAUUUUCUUGCCCAGCUGUGGAUUCCCUAGAUAGUUGUAAUGUACACCUUUGAUAUCCACCUUUACAAACCCUUCCUUUAGCCCCCUUCUGGCAUGCUCUUUGGCUCUAAGGCUGCCAUCCCUCUGGUAGCAGUAAGAAUAAAUUCAUUUAAUCUAAAUUUGAAUUGAGUUUAAGUCUUUGGUCUUUCCCACUGGAUUCCAACACCACAACAAAAGAAUGAGGCAUUUGGGCUGCCUUUGAGACAGGUAGCAGUGUAGGAUAGGUUGACUUUGAUUUUACCAUUCUCUUGCCUCAACCUCCUGAGUACUGGGAUUACAAACCUUCGCUAACAUGCUUGCUUAUCCUACCUGACUUUGCUCUCGCUCUGUAGACUAGAGAUUGGUCUGCCUCUGCCUCCCAAGUGCUGGGAUUAAAGUUUGAGCCACCAUAUCCAGCAAAAUUUUAGUACUGGGCGGUGGUGGCGCACGCCUUUAAUCCCAGCACUCGGGAGGCAGAGCCAGGCGGAUCUCUGUGAGUUCGAGGCCAGCCUGGGCUACCAAGUGAGUCCCAGGAAAGGCGCAAAGCUACACAGAGAAACCCUGUCUCGAAAAACCAAAAAAAAAAUAAAAAAUAAAUAAGUACUUUCUUAAUUGUAAGUGAUAUAUGGUAUAAUACCAUGUCAAACUUCAAGGUCAGCCUACUUUUAGUCUUCCCUCCACACUCAGCUAAACUCACAAAGCAACGCAAGCCUACUGCGCAUGUGCACUUUUGCCGCACCAGCCUACGUGAGACUUUGCUGGAUGGUCAUGGCGGUGACAGAGGGCGGCGCCUACCCCGCCCUCGAGGAGCUGCAGUAGAACUGAGUUUAGGACACUGACUUCACUGAGCUGGCCAGGCUGCGCCUCGGCGCAAGGCGCUCUGCAGUCGCUGCGGACCGCCUCCUCCACUCGGUCAGCGCAUUCUUUCUGCCUCAUACACCUACCAUUACCGCUUUCACCGCCAGAAAAAAAUAACUGGAGAUUAUGAUUCGGCCCGUCAACUUUCCCCCGAAGGACAAGCUCCUCCCCCAUUUUCUGAUUGGCUUUAGGGAGGGGCUUGCCACUUCCAGGCACUCUCAUUGGCCUAGGAGGAUGUCGCCCUCGUACUCUUCACAUUGGCCCAGGGGUGGGGCUCAUCUUGUUUCGACUCUCUCAUUGGUCUACCACAGUUCUGGGGGCGGGGCCACCGCCGAUGAAGACAACAAAGGGUCGCGGGUCGCUAGCCAGUGGCAGGCGGCGGUGUUCCAGUCUUCCUUAUUUCACUCAGCUGGGGUGCGUCGGCCUCCCGCCAGUCCUGCUCCAGAUGAAGUGUGAGCACUGCACACGAAAGGAAUGUAGUAAAAAAUCAAAAACUGAUGACCAGGAGAAUGUGUCCACUGAUGUAUCAAGUCCAGCCCAGGAGAAUGAAGAGAAGGGAGAAUUCCAUAAGUUGGCAGAUUCGAAGAUAUUUCUGAGUGACUGCCUGGCCUGUGACAGCUGUGUGACCGUGGAGGAAGGAGUCCAGCUUUCCCAGCAGAGUGCCAAAGACUUCUUCCAUGUCUUGAAUCUUAAUAAGAAAUGUGACACCUCAAAGCACAGAGUGCUGGUUGUGUCUGUGUGUCCUCAGUCUCUGCCUUAUUUUGCUGCUAAAUUCAACCUCAGUGUCACCGAUGCAUCCAGAAGACUCUGUGGCUUCCUCAAAAGUCUUGGGGUGCACUAUGUAUUUGACACCACAAUUGCUGCGGAUUUCAGCAUCUUGGAGAGUCAGAAGGAAUUUGUACGCCGGUAUCACCAGCAUAGUGAGGAGCAGCGUGAACUGCCCAUGUUGACCUCUGCCUGUCCUGGUUGGGUCAGAUAUGCUGAGCGUGUGCUGGGCCACCCAGUCAUCCCACAUCUCUGCACUGCUAAGUCCCCCCAGCAGGUCAUGGGCUCCUUGGUGAAGGAUUACUUUGCUAGACAGCAGAAUCUGUCUCCAGAGAAAAUUUUCCAUGUUGUCGUGGCUCCUUGCUAUGAUAAGAAGCUGGAAGCUCUUCGAGAGGGACUUUCCACUACUUUGAAUGGUGCCAGGGGCACUGACUGUGUGCUGACUUCAGGUGAAAUUGCUCAGAUAAUGGAGCAAAGUGACCUCUCUGUGAAAGACACUGCUGUGGAUACUUUGUUUGGAGAUGUGAAGGAGGAGGCAGUACGGCGUCACGAUGGAGUGAGCUCGGAUGGGCAUCUGGCCCACGUCUUCAGACAUGCAGCCAAAGAGUUGUUUGGCGAGCACGUAGAGGAGAUCACCUACCGUGCACUAAGAAACAAAGACUUCCAUGAGGUUACCCUUGAGAAGAAUGGGGAGGUUUUACUGCGCUUUGCUGCAGCAUAUGGCUUUCGCAAUAUCCAGAACAUGAUCCUGAAACUCAAGAAGGGCAAAUUCCCGUAUCACUUCGUGGAGGUCCUCGCAUGUCCCAGAGGAUGCUUAAAUGGCAGAGGCCAAGCACAGAGAGAGGACGGCCACACAGAUCGUGCACUACUGCGGCAAAUGGAAGGGAUCUACUCCGGCAUUCCUGUGCGGCCCCCAGAGAGCAGUGCACAUGUGCAGGAGUUGUACCAGGAGUGGCUGGAGGGUACUGAGUCCCCCAAAGUCCAGGAGGUGCUGCACACCACAUACCAGAGCUUGGAGGCCUGCACAGACAGCUUGGAUAUCAAGUGGUGACAAAGCCAGGAGGGCAGGAGAAGACAGCUCUGAGUGGAGAGUGGUGGACGCUUCAACAACAAUGGGUCACUCCAGUUUUGGCAGUGCUCCUCCGCAACGUGCAACAUGGUGCUAUCUUUGUAGUGUAUGAGGGAGUGGAAUGUUUUCACAUGGGAGAAGCACUUUUCCUCUCUGAGUAUUCUUUUAAUCCAAAAUUAUAAGAAAGAUCCCAAAGAGUGAGGCCAGGGACAUAACCCUGUCUUGCAGGUUUUUUUUUUGUUGUUGUUGUUGUUUGUUUGUUUGUUUGUUUUUAAUUGAAAAUGUUCAUUUUUUUGUUUGGUUGUUUUGUUUUUCGAGACAGGGUUUCUCUGUGUAUCCUUAGCUGUCCUGGAUCUCACUCUGUAGAUCAGGAUGGUCUUGAACUCACAGAGAUCUGCCUGCCUUUGCCUCCCAAGUGCUAGGACUGAAGGCGUGUGCCACUACCGCCCAUCUCAAAAUGUGUUCUUAAAGACUCAAGCCCCUGGAGUUGUGAUCCAUGAGCCUCAGUUUAUUGCUGCAGAAAUGAGGAUGUCAGGAAGGGCCAGACUGCUGUAAGGUAGAUAACUAUGGCUUCUGCCCUAACCCUAACCCUGCCCAGUUUGGCUCUUGUACUUGUACACAUUUUUGAAAAUAAGUUUGAAUUCUAGGGCCCAUAAGAUGGCUCAUUGGUAUGAACCUUAGUUUGACAACCUUAGUUUGACCUGUGGUGCCCACUUGGUGGAAGGAGAGACCAACUCCCAUAAAUUAUCACAGGCACCAUGGUGUAUGCAUGUGUGCCACCAAGGUCACCCCCCAAAAAGUAAUUUUAAAGAAAAUUAUGCUAAUUUUAAGUUGUAGUAACAGUGAGCCAUGCUCUUCGUAGUUACCAAAGGUCAGCAGCUACAACUCUUGGCAAGCUGGACCAUUGGUGGGUGAGUCAGUUUCUACCUGACCUGUGCAUUCAGCUCUGAGUUGGACUCAUCUCAUAGCAGGGGAAAGGUGGAUGAAGAGUGUCAGCUAUCCACUGAGUGGAACACUGGCUUAGCAUAUAUGAGGACCUGAUUUGAUCCAAUGUACAUUUAAAAAUAAAUAAGUAGAGCAGAAAAUUAAGAGGGUAGCCCACUUAGGCUUUGGGUUCUAAGGAGGUCCAGCUCAUCGGUUACCUUCACGGGGCAGGAAGAUAGAGCUGAGGCUCCAUGGACCCUGGAAUGGGUGAAACUGCUUUCUAAUGUCUAGCCUCCUCUAAACUCCUCCCCAGAGCCUUUUGGCAUAAACAGGACUGUCUUUUCAUACAAAUGGGCAUGGCUUGCGCCCUCAGCUCCACAAAGCCCACUGCUCUGUGGCAUCAUCCCUUUAGCCCUCACUACUGCUGCUGUGAGCAUGCCUUAGAAAGGGGAACUGGUGUAUCCACACACAGAAAUAGCUGCUCAAUGACAAAAUCUACACAAUCAUGAGCCACAUACUAGAGUUCAUCCAGGAGAUAAUGCCUGAAGAAGCAGAGGUGGUUUUAUAAAGCACUUGGAUUUUGCUCAUGUAUGUGAUUACCUUGAUUCCUCAGUGUUGUCAGUUUUGGUUUAUGUUUUAUUACUCCCGUGAGUCUGUCUAAGAGCAUAGCUGGGUAUGUUGUAAACCAGCGGUUCUUAACCUGUGGGUCUCAACUCUCCCAUAGGGGUUGCAUAUCAGAUAUCCUGUGCAUCAGAUAUGAACAUUAUGAUUCAUAACAGUAGCAAUAUUACAGUUAUGAAGUAGCAAUGGAAAGAAUUUUAUGGUUGGGGGUCAGGACAACAUGAGGAACUGUAUUAAAGGGUUGCAGCAUUAGCAAAGUUGAGAACCACUGUUAUAAAUUACAAUUUUUUGCUUUCAGUCCAUAUGCCUUGGUAUCUAUCCCCCAAAGUAACUGAUUAUGGAAUAAACAGUGCAACAGGGUCUGAGUGUAGAGUUGAAAGACCCAGAUGCUGUUCUGCCUAUCCUGGACUACACCCUGCAAUUUGCAGCCCUUACCAUGCCCUAGCCUGAAUGAUAUUACCUUGUUUCUGAGUCCCUUUCUGAUAGGUCAGGAGGAUGCCCAGCAGGCUCAGGGCACUGAGAAUCAAUGUAGGAAGGGAUUGACUUCCUAAAAACUUCAUGGCACUAUCCAUGACAGCAGCUGAGGCUAGGUGCUAAGAUAUGAGAUGUAGGGCCUUCUGUUUUGCUGAUGCUAAGUUAUGGCCCUGUGAGCUUUUCAAGACUGCAAGUGUCUUUCUGUUCAUCCAUCACAGUGGAAGCAUGAACAGGGUGGUGGUGGCACAUGCCUGUGACCUCAGCAUUUGGAAGGCAAAGGCAGGUGAAUCUCUUAAGUUCAAGGCCAGCCUGGUCUAAAGAGCAUGUUCCAGGACAGCCAGGGGUGCACAAAGAAAUCCUGUCUUGAAAAAACCCAAAACAAAAACAGUUUAAGCACAAAGUGAACAAGGCCUUGACAGACAAGACCUGGUCGAAGCAGCAUGACAACUGUAGUCAGAGUAGACAUGUCUCCUGAUGAGUGACUGGUUCUAACAUGAGAAGACAGCACAAUCCCAGAUUCAUAUCUACCCAGUACUCUCUUUUACAGUGUCUAUGGUCUAGCUUGGCAGAGGACCAAGUUUGUUUCCUACCUGGCCUGAGCUGUAUUAGUUUACACCACUGUGGAUAACCAUGCUUAUACACGAUGAAAUUCUGUCACAAAAACAGCAAAUUGGGUUUCUUUUACAGGUAAUUUAGAAAUGGUUCUGUCAGGGUGGGGGCCAUAGUUCAGGAGCAGAGUGUGUGCCUAUCAUACCUGGGCACUGAGUUCAUCCUCUAAAACCACAAAAGCAGAAAGUGGGGGAAAAGAUUCACUGCAUUCUUCCUGGUAACGUGCACUUGGGAUUGCUGCAAGAUCUGACUUGCAGUAUGUGCCCUACUCAUUGGUUGAUACCUGGGCUUGCCAGGUGCAUUUCAAGUGAGCCAGCCACAGAAGUUGGAGUUGCAGCUGGCAUUUGAGCUGCAGGUGCUGAGUGGGUGCAGCACUCAUCUGAGGGGCACAGCUAGCUGUAAGGGUAAUGCACUUGGCAUACUACAUGUGGGUUCCCUUCUGCAUCUACAGAUGGGAAAUUGCCUGAAGAGUUUACUUUGGCUUACCAUUUGAAAGGGUACAGUCCAUUAUGGAAGAGAAAACGCCUCACAUCUCACCUUUCAUGAAGCACAGUAUUGACUGUGGAUGUGUCUCCUUGUAAAUACUAAGUUGAAAUGGAUGUAAACUGAAUGCAGUUUUUAAAAGAUUUAUUACGACUUUUAUUUAUGUGUGUGUGUGUGUGUGUGUGUGUGUGUGUGUGUGUGUGUGUGUGUGUCUAUGUGAGUGAAAGUCAGGUGUGUAUGGGUAUCCACAGAGGCCAGAAGAGGGUGUUGGAUGCCCUGGAGAUGGAGUUAACAGGCAUUUGUGAGGGGGAAUUGAACUUUUGGUCCUCUAGAAGAGCAGCAAGAGCUAACUGCUGAGCCAUCUUUCUAGAUCCCUGGGUGCAGUUUUGCUUAAAUGAGUGUGUGUGUGUAUGUGUCUGUCUGUCUGUCUGUCUGUCUAGUGCUGGGAAUGGAACUUAGGUAUGUCAUGUGCUAGGCAAAAGCUACCACUGAGCUACAUCUCUAACAUACACACAAAACCCUUUUCUCUUAUACUCUAUUUUGAGACAAGGUCUCACUAAGUCACCCAAGCUAGCUUUGAGCUCACUCUGUAGCCUGGGCUGGACUUGAAGUUUUCAAUCCUCAUGCCUCUACUUCCCAAGUGCUAGGACUACCAUACCCUGUUUAUACAGUGUUGGGAUUGAAUCCAGAGUCUGGGACUAUACUAAGCAGGCUCUGAUAGCUGAGCUAUGUCCCCAGCUCUGUCUCUCUUUUCCCCUUCCUGCCCUCCCUUCUGCUUUUUCUCUUUCUCUCUUCUUCCUCCCCCCCCUUUCUCCUUUCCUUUUACUCCACCUCCACCCCCCUGAAACAACCUGGUGCCCAGGUUGGCCUUGAACUCUGGCUCAAGGGAUCCACUCAGCCAACCAAGUAGAUGUGACUCUAGGCUCAUAUCACUGCUGGAGAAAUUUUUAUAUAGGAAGUCUCAGAAUCAUGUCUUUUCAGCCAGAUAUGGGGGCAUACACCUUUGAUCACAGCACUUAUAAGGUAAAGGUGGGUGGGUCUCUGAGUUGGAAGCUGAUCUAGUCUCAUAGUCUCAGACUAGCCAGAACUAAAUGGUAGAGAUGCUAUCUCAAAAACCAAAACAAAAUUAAAAAAAAAAAACCCAACCCCCUUUCCUUCAGCCUUCCUUCCCUGCUUCCUUUUUUCCACCUUCUGUGUUUUUGAGACAGGCAUGUACCACCCAGCCACAUUCCCAUCUCCCUCCCCAACCCCAUUUCCUGCCCCUCCAACUCCCUCUCUCCUGUUUGCUUUGAGAUACAGUCACAUUUAGUGAAUGCUUGCUUUGAACUGAUUCUCCUGCAUCUGUCAUCUCCCAAGUGCUGGGCUACAGGCAUGAGCCACCAUGCCCAGUAACAUUCCCUUUCAAAUCCUGACAGUAAAUUUAGGGAUAGGAGUGGUUGGAGAGAUUGCCCAGCAGGUAAGUAUGCUUGCUGCUUUUUUAGAGGACCCAAGUUUGGUUCCCAGGACCCACAUCAGGUGACUUAACCACUUUUUUUUUUUUUUUUUUUUUUUGGCUUGAGACAGGGUUUCUCUGUGUAGCUUUGGAGCUUUUCCUGGAACUUGCUUUGUAGACCAGGCUGGCCUCGAACUCACAGAGAUCCGCCUGCCUUUGCCUCCCAAGUGCUGGGAUUAAAGGCUUGCCCCACCAACGCCCAGCAACUUAACCACUUUUAACUAUGGCUCCAGAGGAUCUGAUAACCUCUUCUGGCCUCUGUAAGUACCCACAUGUACCUGGCACACAAAUAAAAAAAAUCUUAAACCUUCAAAGCCAGCUUGGUCCACAUAGCAAGUUCCAGUCCUGCCAGGGCUACGCAGUGAGACUAUCUCAUAAACAAACAAACAAGAAAUAAACCGGGCAGUGGUAAUGCAUUCCUUUAAUCUAAGCACUCAGGAGGCAGUGGCAGAUAAAUCUGUCAGUUUGAGGCCAGCCUGGUUGACAGAGCGAGUUCCAGGACAGCCAGGAUGACAUAGAGACUGUCUUAAAAACAAAAAGGGCCAGGUGGUGGUGGCACACGCCUUUAAUCCCAGUACUUGGGAGGCAGAGGAAGGUGGAUCUCUGUGAGUUCGAGGCCAGCCUGGGCUACAGAGUGAGUUCCAGGAAAGGCGCAAAGCUACACAGAGAAACCCUGUCUCGAAAAGCCAAACAACAACAACAACAAAAAAAAAAACAACAAAAAGGAAGGCAAAACCUAGAAUAUUUUUUAAAAUUCAAUUUGGAAUGUAUAUUAUUCAUCUGUUAAGUUUAUUUUAAAAAGAUAAGAUCUGUUUUCCAUGCCUAGUAUGCAUAAAGUCCUAGGUCCAUCCUGAGCACCAUAUAAACAGGCAUGGUAAGUAAUUUUAUCCCAGGUUUUGGGAGGUGGCAUUAGAACCAGAAGUUCAAGGUCAUCCUCAAACUGUCUUUGGCCAGCCUGGGGUACAUGAUAUCUUGUUUCAAAAAAAUAGUUUGAAAUGAAGAAAAGGAAGCCAACCAUCUCCCAUAGUGUCUCACAAAUUUCUCAGUUGUUUCACAUCAUUGCCUGGUCUUUAUGUCAGUCAAUUUUAGCCCCUCCAAUAGGUGUAAGGAUUUUUGUUUUACAUUUGUUUUUGGAGAAAGUAUUUCUAACUAUUGAAGUGAUCUUAAACAUACUUCUGCCAUUUUGUAGCUGUGUAUUUAUAUAAAGCAGUGUUCUUAGUCGUGAUAAUCAGAAAAUCAAAAUUUGCUGGAGUAUACAUUAAAUCUCAGUACUUGGGGUGCAGAAAAAGGUGACUGAAUUCCAAGCCAGUCAGGGCUCCGUAGUGAGACCCUAUCUCCAACAAACAAAGCAUAUGGAUCAACUCUGAAAAUCAUCAAAGAUGUUCUAUGUCCUGCAGGAUCUAAUAUUCAGCUGGGUGGGAGUGGGGCACAGGAGGGAGUGGGGCACAGGAGUAAGCACAUGCAGGCAGAUCCUGGGUACUCACUGGUCAGACAGCCUUGCCAAAAUGGUGAACUCCAGGUUCAUUGAGAGAUCUUGUCUCAGAAAAAGACAAGGGAGAAAAGCCAUUGAGGAAGACAUCCUGACAUCAAUCCCUGUGUCCACACGUCCCACAUUGGGAAACAUUCACUCUUCUACAAUACAUACACAUAAAUAGACAAGCACAUGCAUCCUAUUAGUAUGCAGAUUUGUUUUAAUCUAAUAAAACGUAAACUUAUAUGUACAUUGAAUAAUUGCCUUAAAAUAAAUAUCUUCAUGAUUUA